GGGUGAUACAAAUGUUGAAUCAAUAGGGAUAAAGUCUAGAUGUGACGCGCAGAUGGCGAUAUUCCCAUGAUGUUAUCGACAGCUGAAUUGCGCUAAGAGUUGAUGUACAGAGGACACUUUGGCAAGCAAGGGGCUUAAGCUUUUUAUGCAAGAGUAAUAUAACUUAAGCCAGACGCUGGACAUUCACUGACCUCCCUCCUGUCUAGGUGGAAGUGACAAAUGUUGGAACAGUUAUAUAGUGACCAGCAGAAAUGUUACUCAAGCUAAACACUUGACACUAUACUGGCCCCAUCCUGUGGAAGUGACAGUGGUUGUGAUAGUUAUUUAGUGAGUAGCAGAAAUGCAAUUCAAGCCAAACACUGGACCUGUACUGACCUCCCUCCUGUUAAGUUGGAAGUGAAAGUGGUUGUCUAGUGAGCAGCAAAAAUAAAAUUCAAGCCAUACACUGGACCUGAACUGACCUCCCUCCUGUUUAAGUGGAAGUGACUGUGCCUCGGAUAGUUGUCAAGUCAAGAAUCACAAGCCAAGUCGUGUCAGCCAGUGCAGUAAAGUGACUCCAAUUAAUGAGCUGACUGACACGCAGCCCACAGACCUACAGGGACUGUCAGUGGAGCUGGAAACUGUCCUGGGAGAAAUCAAGAGCCUACUUAGCAUUCAAGAGGCCAAUGUUAAGUCAUUCCAAGGCUCUUACAAGGAACAUGGGACAUUCAUGAUAGACCAAAUGCGUGUCAAUAUAGAUACUUAUAUAGAUGUAUGUAGUAAUAGGUCUGUGAGUACAUCAAGAACAAAUGAGCAAUGUUUAAAAGAAGAAAUUUGUAGUAGUGUUCUUUCUAUCUUGAAUGAAUUUGAUAAUAUUACUGCGAAGGAACUAAGCGAGAUGAAAGCUGAAGUUAUAAGCAUUAAAGGGUCAGUUACAAGUUCUAUUCAUAAAUGCACCAGUGUUCACAAUGACUUGUCACAAUUUCAUGAAAUUGUUCAGAAAAUUGGAGAUAAUAAGGAGCUCUGCCUUAUAGCCAGCAUAAAAUGUAAGCAUAUAAUACAGCAGGCACUGACUCUGCUGGGAAAGUCAGGCAAGGCGUUUAAUGUCCAGAGUAAUGCUAAGCACAAUGUGAGAAUACCAAGUGAUUCAUAUGAAUGUAUUAUCGCAGGCAUAUGUGUUCUGACUGAUGGGCAGGUGCUGGUCGCAGACUCGACGAAUAAGAGGAUCAAGCUGCUGAACCAGCAGUACCAGGUGGUGAGUCACUGUGAUGUGACUGGAUAUGUAUGGGACAUAUGUCAGAUCACACCCAGUGAGGUUGCAGUGGCUGUGGAUGAUGAUAGCAACACACAUAAUGUCCAGUUUAUCACAGUCACCCAGAGCCAGCUCACUCUUGGUAGGAAGCUUGAGUUACAACAUACAUGUAUAGGUAUUGACCACCAUGAGGGUGAACUGUUUAUCUGCUCUGGUACUGCUUUGUUCAAGUACACACUGAGUGGCAAACAGGUCUGCAGACUCUAUGAAGAUGAAUCUGCUUAUUACACAGUAGACAAGUGUGCUGUGAGUCCCACAGGGGACAGGCUGUACAUCAUCAGCCACUGGCAGAACAAGUUUCUCACCCUGGCCAGGGAUGGCACACGCCUGGCUACAUACACAUUCCCAGCACUAGAGCACCCAUCUGGUCUACAUGUGACCCCUGCAGGCCAGGUGCUGGUCUGUGGAUACUAUCCCGGCACUGUACUACAGGUGGGCUGGGAGGGGCAGAGUAAGCUGGCUACUCUUGCUACACGGGAAGAUGGAGUGAGGAGGCCUCGGUCAGUUUGCUACAGCAGCACCACAUCCUCCAUCAUUGUGGGACAGAAGUGGGACGACACCAUCCUGGUGUUCAGAGUGGAAUAGUGUGUACAUUCGCUGCUGAGUCAGGACAAGGAUGCUGAGGAUGUGGUGGACAAGGAUGACCUGAAUACACAGAAGGAGAGCCCCGGUUUUGAUAUAGAGUUGGUACGGCAACGGCACCAGCCGGGCCUGCAGAAGCCUCAGGUCAAGCACGACCACUCCCCUGACCCCUAGCUUCUCCCAUUUGACAUCCAGCUUCAAAGGGUCAGCAUCGUUGAACAAAUUUCUCCUAUAGAAAAUUUUGAGCAAAGAGUUUUCACACAUGGUUCUCAACAACCACAAUUUUCGUGUCGAGUGAUCCGCACUUGAGCCUGAUUGGUUUGUUAGACCCGAGUGCCGGAGAUGGGACAACCGUUACAGACACAAGGCCUUAUUGCAGCAGUUAUGGCAACAUGUACGGUCAGUUCUCAAUGUUGGACUUCGCAACUAAUAUCAUGAUAAAUACAAAGUUGGAUAACUCGUUCCAUUCUUUUUGGGACAAACAGUACAAGGGAAUGUAACAAGAGAAAAUCAAGGAAUAUUUGUAGAGUUUUAGUCAGAAGCGUAUGCUUACCACUGGGAUACUCCUGGACAGUCUUGACUUUACGGACAGUCCCGGUUUGUCCUCACAGGUGUCCAAACUGUCCAAAGAGAACGCACUUUUGACGCAGUAGCUAACAAAGAAAGGCACCACCGACUUUGUUGUGAACACUCAGAGCUUCCAUGGCCAUGCCUCUGGCGGGAAGUUCGACCAACAGCUGAAACAAGGUGCUAAAGGUGAACCCAUCAGGGUUUGUAACUUCCCACUCCAAUCCUAAACAGCCUGGCAUUGAGUCGGCGCUUGAGAAGGCGUUGAAAAAUGACAGCAGUUUUGUUGUGUGGUCCAAUAUGCUCUUUGAUUCUCAACCCGAUGUUAGGUAGAACUCAAACUGGGCUCUUAGCAAUAUCAGCGAGGCUAGAAUGUCAUCUCUGCAUCUUGAGCUUCAGAAAACAUUAUAAGCAAACAAGACAAACAUCUUGAAUGUUUAGGCAAUCCCAAUCCACUUAUACUACAACUCGCUCAGGAAAUUCAGCACGCCACCUUUUAACAUCUUCUCACAAGGCGCUAAAUCAACACUUCAAACAGUUGAGCCUUGGUGAGUUCAACUUUCAUCCCGACGAGUCACUCGAGGUGAAACAAUCUGAUCCACAGAUAGAGCAGGCGCUGAGUGACUCGCCUCUUAAAGUGACUGACCUCCAUAUAUCGCUCUCCAAUAAUAUGAACCUGAUGCCAGAGGAGCAGCGUUGUCCUACAUUCCCGGUUCAGGGUGGUGACUUUGGCGUCAAGACUCACACAAUCUCUGGCUAUGGCAGCAGCAGCAACAA
Molecule: messenger RNA, 3217 nt
Organism: Dreissena polymorpha
Lineage: Eukaryota; Metazoa; Mollusca; Bivalvia; Myida; Dreissenidae
Exons: 7
Coding region: 710-1876 (388 amino acids)
Molecular function (GO): protein binding
Source: RefSeq, a predicted model, not a curated record